CGUGAGCGUGCAGGAUGAGCCGGCGCGUGCGUCUGGAGCAGGAGGAUGAUGAUGGUGCUUCACCAAGCCCUGAAAGUGACCGGCAGGAGCGCGCUCCCGCUGCUCAGGUGUGCCGAGCGCUGGGCUGACGUCAUUCGCGCGCCCCCGACGCCGCAGGUGAAGACACUCGAGCAGAUGCCCGGUCCCUCGCCCGCGCGCUUCAUACGGGACCUGUUUAUGAGACGCGGGUUCUCGCGCCUCCACCAGCUGCAGCUGGAGGGCCGGCAGAAAUACGGCCCCAUGUGGAAGGCCAGUUUCGGGCCCAUCCUGACGGUGCAUGUGGCGGAGCCGGAGCUGAUCCAGCAGGUGCUGCGGCAGGAGGGGCAGCACCCCAUGCGCUCGGAGCUCUCGUCCUGGAAGGAUUACCGGGCGCUGCGGGGGGAAGGAUACGGGCUGCUGACCGCUGAGGGAGAGGAGUGGCAGUGUGUGCGCAGUCUGCUGUCGAAGCACAUGUUGCGUCCUCAAGCGGUGGAGGCGUAUGACGGCGCUCUAAACGCAGUGGUCAGCGAUCUGCUGCAGAAACUGAAGCUGCGAUCGCAGGACAACUCCAGCCGCAUCGUCUCCGACAUCUCGGCAGAGUUCUACCGCUUCGGCCUGGAAGGCAUCUCCUCAGUGCUGUUCGAGUCCCGCAUCGGCUGUCUGGAUGCUGUGGUUCCAGUGGAGACGGAGCGCUUCAUCCAGUCCAUCAACACCAUGUUCGUGAUGACUCUGCUGACCAUGGCCAUGCCUCAGUGGCUGCACCGCCUGCUGCCCAAACCCUGGGACACCUUCUGCCGCUGCUGGGACGUCAUGUUCCAGUUCGCUAAAGGACACAUUGACCAGCGUCUGCAGGAGGAGAAGCAGAAGCUGGAGUGCGGGGAGCAGCUGGAGGGACGGUACCUCACGUACUUUCUGUCUCAGGCCGGACUGCCGCUCACAUCUGUGUACAGUAACGUGACGGAGCUGCUGCUUGCCGGUGUUGAUACGAUCUCCAGCACGCUGUCCUGGUCUCUGUAUGAACUCUCCCGCCAUCCUGACGUGCAGACGGCACUGCGGGACGAGGUGUUGAACGUCAUGCAGGACCGAUCCAUCCCACAGGCCAGUGAUGUGGCCGCCAUGCCCCUCAUGAAGGCCGUCGUCAAGGAAAUCCUCAGGCUCUAUCCUGUAAUUCCAGCCAAUGCUAGAGUCAUCAACAAAGAUAUUGAAGUCGGAGGAUACAUCAUUCCUAAAAACACUCUGAUCACGCUCUGUCAUUACGCCACGUCUCGAGACCCUCAGCAAUUCAGAGAUCCGGACUCCUUCAGGCCGCAGCGCUGGGGGGACCGCUCUGACCGCAGUCACCCGUACGCCACCGUGCCCUUCGGUGUGGGCAAACGCAGCUGCAUCGGCCGCCGCAUCGCCGAGCUGGAGGUUUACCUGGCGCUGUCUAGGAUCCUAAUGCACUUUACUGUGGAGCCUGCCAGAGAGGACGAUACAGUCCAUCCCAUGACCAGAACUCUGCUGGUACCAGAGCGGCAGAUUGACCUCCGCUUCACUAUGCGCUGAUCUGGGGUCAGAGGUUAACGGGACAGGCAGAACUGACCAUCUCUGAUGUCCAGAUCCAGAGAGACUGGAAAACCCUGGACGUCCAGCACCGAGCCCUGAGGUACACCAUCGAGACGUGGAGCCAGACUGAUCAGAGAACAGCGGUGUGUGUGUGUGUGUAUGGAAACUGAAUCUGAUUCACCACCCAAACACAGCGGAAGAAAACACAGAUCCAGAGUUGGCCAAAAAUCAACACGUACUCAUUGGUAGUGUUGGGGAUAAUGAAAGUUUGGUUAUGAUAUUACUGUUCAAAGUAAAGAGUGAAGUAAUGCAUUACUAAUAAUAUCUGAGUUACUUUAUACAAAUGUCAUGUGAAAAGGGGGUUAUAAUCUCAGUGCACACUGAUUUUACUGCACUAAUAAGAGUAAAAGUAGCAGAAAACACACAUGAAUGUAGAGCUCUGGCUCAGAAGAUGACAUUAAUCUACAUUAUUAUUUACUAAUGCGGUUUGUUUAAAGGUAAAUAAAGGUGUAGGUUAUAAAAUAGUAACUAAGGAACACAACUAGUUACUUUUUAGGAGAGUAAGUCAACAUUGUAAUGCAUUACUUUCCCCAACACUGCUCAUUGAGAAGACAUGCGCAGGGCUUGUUUGUGUGCGAGCUGUGCAAUGCAUUGCUCCAGUGACGUUUCCUUGCAGCUUGUGUUCACAAAUCCACCAGAGGGCACUCUGGUGACUCUCAAAUACACUAAUGGACUAGGUUUUCUUAUAGGUGCCAUUAAUACAUCCUGGUGCGCAUAUUGUUGUGCAUAAUAUAUGACCUCACAAUCAAUAAUGUUUUCAAAUGCAUAGAGAAGAGAAAAGCACAUCAGUUUUGUAGUUUUACAAAUUCCUGCCAACAUCGGGGAGUUAAAUGAGGAAUAAUGAAUAAGCCAAGAUGGACAUGUUUAGAUAUUUUAAUUAUAACGUGUGUUUGUCUGUUUAAAGUGUUCACGUUCGCUCCUUUUUAAAUCGCGUCUACAGAAGCCGCUCAACAUGAGUGUGGAAUUGUCUUGAUGAAAAGGAAGGAAGUGCUGCUGUUCUUAUAUUAAUUUCAAAGUGCUUUCAACACUAAAUUAAACAAAGCAAAAUCCUCUUGAACAGCUUAGAAAGCAAAGGCGCCCCCUGGUGGUUUGGCAGAACUGUCAAACUGCCACCUUCUUAUAGAAUUAUGAAAAUAAAUGCAGAUAUUAGAGGACAGAAACGCUGCUGAUUUACCAAGAACUGCUCAUUUUGAGAAUCUUGGAUGCAGAAAUGCUUAGAAAUGAGCAGAAAAGCCAUAGAGAGGAGCCGGUCAAGGUCUUGGUAGAUAAGAGAGCAAAUAUUUGGUGCUAAUAUGAUUUUGGUCAUGCUUUAUUUUAGGGUACAGUUCUCAUUCUUAUCUACGACUUCUGCCUCAAACUUCUAAUUUGCUGCUAGUAAUAGUGGUAGUAUAGAUAUUGGGUAGAUCAUCCAAAAUAUGUGCUUUAUAAGUACUAAUAAACCAACAAUAUCAUGAUAAUAUGCAGGUAAUAAACCACUAGUUAACAGAGAGAGCUGGUACGCACUCUAAAGUCUUAUUUUAUAGUUUUUCUUAAACUGUAUUUGGUCUUAAAUGUUCAUUGGGAUCUCCAAUAUCAUACACAUGGCUGUUUUAUUAUCCACAUUUGCAUUUAUUAAUGUUGUAAAUGCUUUUAUUCAGAGUGACUAGGAUUAAGAAGCACUUCAGUAUAUACUGAUCCCAUGACUAAAUUACUGUAGUAUGUUUUAUAUUAUUAUUAUUUCAUAUAGUAUCGAGUCUUCAUAAUGGAACGUUUGUCAGAAAGUGUCUGGUGCAUAUGGAAAGGAACAAGUUUUUAUCCACAAAAAGCACAUUAAAUGCAAGUAAAGUGCAAUAUAAGCUUAAAUGUGUACUGUAUAUACUGAUACUGUAUGUUUGUCCAAAUGAAACUUAUUCUGAGCUGUACUUAAUAAAAUAUAUCACAGAA
Molecule: messenger RNA, 3546 nt
Organism: Danio aesculapii
Lineage: Eukaryota; Metazoa; Chordata; Actinopteri; Cypriniformes; Danionidae
Product: 25-hydroxyvitamin D-1 alpha hydroxylase, mitochondrial-like
Exons: 9
Coding region: 46-1563 (505 amino acids)
Biological process (GO): C21-steroid hormone biosynthetic process; glucocorticoid biosynthetic process; cortisol metabolic process
Cellular component (GO): mitochondrial inner membrane
Molecular function (GO): monooxygenase activity; oxidoreductase activity, acting on paired donors, with incorporation or reduction of molecular oxygen; iron ion binding
Source: RefSeq, a predicted model, not a curated record